UCGCAACCUUCAUGGCAAUAACGCAAUGCAAUAUUAUAAGGACAACUAUGGCCUCCCUCCUCACCGAAAUCAGUAAAUAGCAAGUUUGGCAGACAAAGCUCUGCAACACUUUGUCGGGCUGGCUCAUGGCUACUCUACUCUCAGCUGCUGCCAGAAGGUUAGAAGGGAAGGUGGCGCUGAUCACGGGUGGCGCCAGGGGGAUUGGCGAGUACACUGCCAGACUCUUCUCCAAGCACGGAGCUAAACUGGUGAUCGCCGAUGUCCAGGAUGAUUUGGGUCUCUCUGUUUGCAAAGACCUAUCUGAUUCCUCCUCCUACGUCCACUGCGACGUCACCAAGGAAAAAGACGUCGAGAACGCCGUCAACACGGCGGUUUCCAAGUACGGGAAGCUAGACAUCAUGUUCAACAACGCCGGAAUAAUAGACGGGCCGGCAUCCAGCAUAGCGGACUCCGAGAAGAGCGUUUUCGAGAAAGUGAUCGGCGUUAACUUAGUGGGUUCUUUUCUGGGAACCAAGUACGCGGCGAGGGUGAUGAUCCCCAGAGGGAAGGGCUCCAUAAUUUCGACGGCGAGCGUGAGCGGAAUCAUGGGGGGUGUCGGCACAUGCGCGUACAUUUGUUCGAAGCAUGGGGUGAUCGGGCUGAUGAAGAACGCAGCGGUGGAUCUUGGGAGAUAUGGGAUUCGAGUGAACUGCGUGUCGCCGUAUGCGGUUCCGACGCCGAUGACUAGGACUUUUCUGAAGAUGGACGAUGAGGGAAUUGCAGAGCUCUAUUCUAAUCUGAAAGGGACUGCUCUUGCGGCCCAAGAUAUUGCAGAAGCAGUUCUUUAUCUGGGCAGUGAGGAGUCCAAGUAUGUGAGUGGUCAUAAUCUUGUGGUGGAUGGUGGCUACAGUGUGCUCAACGCUGGCUUGAGCAAUUAUUGAUCAAUCUCUCCAGAUUCUACAAUUUUCAUUUACUUGGGAUGCUUCCUCCAUCUGAAUCAUCAUACUGCGACACCAUCCGUCUCGCCAGUUCAUGUCAGUGAAUUAAUCUCUUAUCACUCCUCGACAGUUUGGGAGAAAAUUGAUCUAGAUUGAAUUUUAUGUUUUUUUUUUGUCGUUAUCUUAAAAUAAGAAGUUAUAUAAAAAAUAGAUUUGUGUUUAAUAACUUCAUAUCAUUCGAUUAUGUGCAGUUUAUAUACUUUAAUAUUCCUU
Neltuma alba is the source of this 1190-nucleotide messenger RNA. RefSeq names its product secoisolariciresinol dehydrogenase-like. NCBI's taxonomy places the organism in Eukaryota, Viridiplantae, Streptophyta, Magnoliopsida, Fabales, Fabaceae. The transcript is spliced from 2 exons. The coding region runs from base 126 to 920 and encodes 264 amino acids. The record is from RefSeq and is a predicted model, not a curated record.